Messenger RNA from Drosophila hydei, 895 nucleotides. RefSeq names its product ubiquinone biosynthesis protein COQ4 homolog, mitochondrial (gene Coq4). Gene Ontology annotation, cellular component: mitochondrion; mitochondrial inner membrane. Gene Ontology annotation, biological process: ubiquinone biosynthetic process. The transcript has 5 exons. Lineage: Eukaryota; Metazoa; Arthropoda; Insecta; Diptera; Drosophilidae. The coding region runs from base 29 to 895 and encodes 288 amino acids. The record is from RefSeq and is a predicted model, not a curated record.
UUAAGUAGAUAAUAUUAUUUAUAAGGAAAUGCCGGCAUCGACAUGUGGCUCAUGCUCGAAUGGGCAUUGGAUAACCAUAAGCAUAUUUCAAUCAAUGAUGCAGCAGCUAAGGCGAAUCUCAUUGCCUCGCUUGCAGCGCAGCUCGACCUUGAGCCUGUUGAGUAGAUGCAGACGCUCAACGUCCACGGAUGCUCCUACUGAGGAGCUGGAUGCCUUUGAGCGUGACUACUUGAAACAACGCAUAGAGAUAACAACAUUCCAAAGGCUGUUACUGGGUGCCGGCUCUUCCAUAGCCUCUUUACUUAAUCCACACAGACAUGAUAUGAUUGCCUGCCUAGGCGAGACAACGGGUGAGAAUGCACUCUGGAAUAUUUUGGAUACCAUGCAGGCGAGUGAGGAAGGGCGCCGCAUCCUGGUCGACAAGCCACGCAUCAAUACCAAAACCAUUGACUUAAACGCUUUGCAAGCGUUGCCCUCGGAUUCAUUUGGUUUUGCCUAUGCCAAGUUCUUGAAAGAUAACAAUGUGACGCCUGAUACGCGUAUGGAGGUUCGUUUUCUAGAAGAUCCAAAACUGGCCUAUAUAAUGACGCGAUAUCGCGAAUGCCACGAUUUAGUGCACGCUGUACUGGAUAUGCCAACAAAUAUGCUCUGUGAGGUGACAGUCAAGUGGGUAGAAGCUCUGAACAACGGACUGCCCAUGUGCUAUGGGGCAGCAGUGUUUGGGGCGGUGCGGUUGCGACCUAGACAACGUCGAGAAUACUUGAAGCGUUAUUUGCCGUGGGCCAUCGAAAAUAGCAAGCAAAUGAAGCCACUAAUGCCGAUUUACUGGGAGAAGCGUUGGGAACAAAAAGUGAAUGACUUACGCGCCGAAUUGGGCAUUAAACCGUUUCAAUAA